Molecule: messenger RNA, 3758 nt
Organism: Tachyglossus aculeatus (Australian echidna)
Lineage: Eukaryota; Metazoa; Chordata; Mammalia; Monotremata; Tachyglossidae
Gene: MMP15
Product: matrix metallopeptidase 15
Exons: 10
Coding region: 593-2671 (692 amino acids)
Biological process (GO): proteolysis; extracellular matrix organization; collagen catabolic process
Cellular component (GO): extracellular matrix
Molecular function (GO): zinc ion binding; metalloendopeptidase activity
Source: RefSeq, a predicted model, not a curated record
CGGGCCCGCCACGCUCUGCGCAGCUUGGUCCGCUCCUGCCCGGCCCUGCCCACAUUGGACCGGGCCGGGCCCGGUCCUGCCCGCUCCUGUCCGGCCCAGUCCUGCCAAGCCCUGGCCAGGGCGGUCCGGCCGGGGGCCCUGGGCAUGGGCAGGGGCGGCGUGGACGAGACUGAGCCAGCCUGGGCACGGAGCGCGGACAAAGGCGACAAGAACAACAGGAGGAGGAGGAGGAGGAGGCUGGAGUAGCCACCCCGAGGACCAGGAGGAGGAGGAGGAGGAGGAGGAGGAGGACCAGGCCCCGCCGCCCCCAUCCUCUGGGCGCACUGCAGUUUCUGUCCCUCGAGGACCCCCGGGGGGCGAGCUCUGCCCGGCUUGACACCCCCUGCCUGCCUCCCUUUGCCCCUGGCACCCGAGGACUUGGACUUCCCAAGCGCUUAGUACGGUGCUCUGCACAGUAAGCGCUCAAUAAAUACGAUUGAUUGAUUGAUUGAUUGAUUGAACCCCCACCCCCCCCCCGGUGCCCCUCGGAGCAGGCCGGAGAGAAGGAGGCCCUCGAGUGGGUUGGGGGGAGGAGCCCCCGGACCCCCGGACCAUGAGCGGAGGGACCGCAGGCGGCCGGGGAGACCCCGGGCAGCGAGGCGGGAGCCGGGGGGGGCCGCCACUCCUGAUGCCACCCCUGCUGCCCACCCUGCUGCCCACCCUGCUGCUCAUCCUGCUGGGAGGGGGCUGCGGCGGGGCGGCCCAAGACGGACAGGUCGACGCCGAGAACUGGCUGCGUCUAUAUGGCUACCUCCCCCAGCCCAGCCGCCAGAUGUCCACCAUGCGGUCAGCCCAGAUCCUGGCUUCCGCCAUCUCUGAGAUGCAGCGCUUCUAUGGCAUCACGGUCACGGGGGUGCUGGACGAGGAGACCAAAGACUGGAUGAAGCGGCCGCGCUGUGGGGUUCCAGACCAGUUUGGCAUGCGGGUGAAAGCUAACAUGCGGCGGAAGCGGUAUGCCCUCACCGGGAGGAAGUGGAACCAUCGUCAGCUGACCUUCAGCAUCCAGAACUACACGGAGAAGCUGGGAUGGUUCCAGUCCUACGAGGCGGUGCGGCGGGCCUUCCGGGUGUGGGAACAGGCUACGCCCCUCGUCUUCCGAGAGAUUCCCUACGAGGACAUCCGGCUGCGGCAGCAAAAGGAGGCCGACAUCAUGGUGUUGUUCGCCUCUGGUUUCCACGGCGACAGUUCCCCCUUCGACGGCGUUGGGGGCUUCCUGGCCCACGCGUACUUCCCCGGCCCGGGCAUGGGCGGGGAUGCCCACUUCGACGCUGAAGAGCCCUGGACCUUUGCCAACACCGACGUGUAUGGUAACAACCUCUUCCUAGUAGCCGUCCAUGAACUGGGCCACUCCCUGGGCCUGGAGCAUUCCAACAACCCCAGUGCCAUCAUGGCCCCCUUCUACCAGUGGAUGGACACCGAGGACUUCCAGCUGCCCGACGAUGACCUCCGGGGGAUCCAGCAGCUCUAUGGAACCCCGGACGGCCAGCCCCAGCCCACCCAGCCCCUCCCGACAGUCACCGUGCAGCGUCCCGGCAGGCCGGACCACCGCCCGCCCAGGCCACCGCCGCCCGAGGGAAAACCGGACCGGCCCCCAAAGCCGGGCCCUCCUGCCCGGCCCCGGGCCACCGACAGGCCCGAGCAGUAUGGCCCCAACAUCUGCGAUGGAGGCUUUGACACCGUGGCCAUGCUGCGGGGGGAGAUGUUUGUCUUCAAGGGCCGCUGGUUCUGGAGGGUCAGGCACAACCGUGUGCUGGACAACUACCCAAUGCCCAUCGGACACUUCUGGCGGGGGCUGCCCAGCGACAUCAAUGCUGCGUACGAGCGCCACGAUGGGCGCUUUGUCUUCUUCAAAGGGGAUCGGUACUGGCUGUUCCGCGAGGCCAACCUGGAAUCUGGCUACCCGCAGCCACUGUCCAGCUAUGGGGUGGGCAUGGCUUUCGACCACAUUGACACUGCCAUUUGGUGGGAGCCCACCGGGCACACCUUCUUCUUCCAGGAGGACAGGUACUGGCGCUUCAAUGAGGAGACUCACUCAGUGGACCCUGGCUACCCGAAGCCCAUCAGCGUCUGGAAGGGGGUCCCGUUGUCCCCGAAAGGCGCCUUCCUGAGCCCAGAUGCAGCCCACACCUACUUCUACAAAGGCACGAAGUACUGGAAAUUUGACAACGAGCGGCUCAAGAUGGAACCCGGCUACCCCAAGUCCAUCCUGCGAGACUUCAUGGGCUGCCACGAGGCGGCGGCGGACCCCGACGGUGGGCGCCGCUGGCCCGACCCGCACCGCCCGCCCUUCAACCCCGACGGCGGCGGCGACGACGGCGAGGGGGAAGGGGAGGGCCGGGACGCCGGCGACCCGAUCCCGGGAGAGGAGGAGGAGGAGGAGGAGGAGGAGAGGGAGGAGGAGAACGAGGUGGAGGUGGAGGAAGAGCCGGAGAAGGACGGGGGCGACGGAGACCACCGAGUGGUGGUGCGGAUGGAUGAGUACACGCGGACCAUGAACGUGAUCGUGGUUCUGGUGCCCCUGCUGUUGCUGCUCUGCAUCCUGGGCCUCAUCUACGUCAUCAUCCAGAUGCAGCGAAAGGGGGCUCCCCGGGUGCUGCUCUACUGCAAGCGGUCCCUGCAGGACUGGGUGUGACCUCCGACCCCGGCCCCCCUCCCCUCCACAUGGUGCUAACCCCUAGAGCUAGACGGCGGUCUCAUCCCGCAGAUCCAAGGCGACGCUCCCCGCCCACGUGGCCCGGCUCGGCCCGGGCCCGCUCCGGACGGGGUGGUCCCGGCUCUGACUCCCGCGGGCCGGGCGGGCGCCUCUUGUUUCCCAGCACCCCGCAGCCGGGCCUCGGCGCCGGAAGGCAUGCUGCCGGGUGUAUUUAAGAGCGUUGCUCCCGCCCUUCCUACUACCAAGCGCUGGUGCUAACCGAAAUCCAGAGAAACCUUGCCCUCUUCCCCCCACCCUAUAGUCUAUUUAUACUGAGAUUUAAAAAACAUUUUUUUUUUUUUUGCACAACGAUCUGCGUGCGCUCAUCCGGGACGUCCCCCUCGGUGUUGUCGAACGGGGGUGGCAGCCUCUCCCUCUGGCCUCCUCUGGGGCCUCCCUCAUCCCCUCGUCACGUGCGCCUUGGGGUUUCCCACGUCUGGAUCAGUUGGAGAUGAUGCCGAUGAUGGCAAGGGCAGGGAGCGGGCGACCCCGGCCCCCUCCAUCACAGAGGGCGGCUCUGUCCUGGAGAAAAGGCUGGCGGGGGCAGGCAAACCAGAGCUUCUCCACAGCCUGGCAGGGGUGAGGCCAAAUAUCCCCCCAGGAUCCUGGAGCGCCAAGAUCCUUAGCGAGCCAAGGGGCCGAGCUCACUCUGCUCCGGGAGAGUGCAAAUCCCUGCCCAAAGAGAGGGCGAGGGGCAGGCCCCCCACUGACCCGGGCGUGGGCGGUCACUCAAUCCCAACCUUCCUCAUCCAGCUGCUGUCCUCGCCCUCCAGUGACUCCUCUUCCCUGCCCUCUCAGUCCAGAAACCAGACCAAGCUCCAAUAGGGCUAUAUUCAUCAAUCUAUCAGUGGUAUUUAUGGAGUAAUAAUAAUAAUGAUGGCAUUUAUUAAGCGCUUACUAUGUGCAAAGCACUGUUCUAAGCGCUGGGCAUAUUGUACCCUUACUUACCGUGGGCCAAACACUGUCCUAAGCACAUGGGAGAGUACAGUAGCAGCGUGGCUCAGUGGAAAGAGCCCGGGCUUGGGAG